Messenger RNA from Pecten maximus, 1770 nucleotides. Its product is annotated as vacuolar protein sorting-associated protein 29. The transcript has 4 exons. Gene Ontology annotation, biological process: retrograde transport, endosome to Golgi; intracellular protein transport. Gene Ontology annotation, cellular component: retromer complex; endosome. The record is from RefSeq and is a predicted model, not a curated record. The coding region runs from base 79 to 627 and encodes 182 amino acids. Lineage: Eukaryota; Metazoa; Mollusca; Bivalvia; Pectinida; Pectinidae.
CGUGUUUCAACGUAAUUCACGGAAGUAGUUCUCUAUGUUAUUUCCGGAUAUUGAUCACAUGAACUUCUGGAUUGCAAGAUGUUGGUUUUAGUACUAGGAGAUCUUCACCUUCCUCACCGUUGCCAUACACUGCCGUCAAGGUUCAAGAAAUUACUUGUCCCUGGAAAGAUACAACACAUCUUAUGUACAGGAAAUCUUUGUACAAAGGAGUCAUUCGACUAUCUCAAGACACUAGCCAGUGAUGUUCACGUUGUGAGGGGUGAUUUUGAUGAUAACCUGAAUUAUCCUGAGCAGAAGGUUGUGACAGUAGGACAGUUCCGUAUUGGUUUGUGUCAUGGCCACCAGGUGGUGCCCUGGGGUGACACAGAAAGUCUGUCUAUGGUUCAGCGUCAGCUAGAUGUAGAUAUACUCAUCUCUGGUCACACACACAAAUUUGAGGCAUUCGAGCAUGAAAACAAAUUUUACAUUAACCCUGGUUCAGCUUCAGGAGCAUACAAUGCUUUAGACAGCAACACUUCACCGUCAUUUGUUAUCCUGGAUAUACAGCAGUCAACAGUGGUAGCCUAUGUGUACAAAUAUAUAAACAAUGAUGUCAAGGUAGAGAGAAUCGAGUACCGCAAAAACUGAAAUCCCGCAGACCAGAAAACUGUUGAAGUGAUUUUCAAACUCAUCACCAUUUCAACACUACUUUGGACUUGAUGAUAGUGCUUUGGACCCAUCUGAAUGAUACACACAAUUUCAUAAGAUACACAUUUUGUUGCGUGUCAUCUUGCUAACAUGUCAUGCUGUCACCAUUCUGUUGAAGUAGUUGAUGAGUCAAAUCUUGUUGUUUUCUCGUAUUGAUAAGUGUAAUUAUUCAGAGAAAUCUGACUUAUAAUUAAUGUCCUGUAUGCUUCAGUAAACAUCAAUUUCUCACCUAGAAAAUGUUGUGUAUACAGUCAGUACAUACAACAGUACCUAGUUUUCAGUACUACCUGUGAGCCUCUUGUUUUCAGUACUACAUUUGGGCCUCUUGUUUUCAGUACUACCUGUGAGCCUCUUGUUUUCAGUACUACAUUUGGGCCUCUUGUUUUCAUUGCUACCUGUGGGCCUCUUGACCAAAAAAAGUGAUUUGUGGAUAAUUUUAUGUACAUAUCUAUAUGUAUAUAAACAUUUGUAUAAAAGAAAUUGUUAAAACAGAACCAGUUUAAAAGUGUGAAGUAAGACCUAGUAUAGUAUAGCAGUGUAACAUCAGAUGUUGUUCUUGUCCUUUAUGUUACAAAUGGGUACUUGUAGUGAUGGUUUAAACAGAAAUCUGUACAUGUGAUGUUUUAUGAGUUGCUAAAAUACAUAUACUUCAAAUACUAGUAAACAUUUCAUUACUAUUUCAGUGCAAUACAAAUAUAAAAGUCAAUGCAAAUAUACAAGUCAGUUGUCAAUACAGAUAUACAAGUCAGUUGUCAAUACAAAUAUACAAGUCAGUUGUCAAUACAGAUAUACAAGUCAGUUGUCAAUACAGAUAUACAAGUCAGUUGUCAAUGCAAAUAUACAAGUCAGUUGUCAAUACAGAUAUACAAGUCAGUUGUCAAUGCAAAUAUACAAGUCAGUUGUCAAUACAGAUAUACAAGUCAGUUGUCAAUGCAAAUAUACAAGUCAGUUGUCAAUACAAAUAUACAAGUCAGUUGUCAAUACAGAUAUACAAGUCAGUUGUCAAUGCAAAUAUACAAGUCAGUUGUCAAUACAAAUAUACAAGUCAGUUGUCAAUGCAAAUAUACAAGUCAGUUGUCAAUA